Messenger RNA from Suillus bovinus, 3016 nucleotides. RefSeq lists its product as uncharacterized. Bases 118 to 2712 code for a protein of 864 amino acids. The transcript is spliced from 7 exons. Gene Ontology annotation, molecular function: zinc ion binding; GTPase activity; GTP binding. NCBI's taxonomy places the organism in Eukaryota, Fungi, Basidiomycota, Agaricomycetes, Boletales, Suillaceae. Gene Ontology annotation, cellular component: microtubule cytoskeleton; septin ring; cell division site. The record is from RefSeq and is a predicted model, not a curated record. Gene Ontology annotation, biological process: cytoskeleton-dependent cytokinesis; regulation of DNA-templated transcription.
AGCUUCCCUCUUUUCUGGAAUUUCGGUGUUUAUCAUCCCCGCGCUUGCCUCACCUCGCGGGCAAACCCUCGCUCUGUCUCCCCCGAACGGACAUUUGAUUCGUCCGUCACACUCACGAUGCCGCUCGUCGUCGACAAUGGCGAACAACGCAUCACGAAUGACGACGAAGACCGUAUCCCAAUCCCUCCUUCCGUUCAGUCCGUCCCAGGGGCCUCACAUUCCUACUCUUCUAAUGGUCUUGUCCCCGGAACAGUUGGCAACGGUCAUGAUCCUCACCCAAACGGCAUAAACGACUUCAGUGGUUAUACAGUCAUGGUUGCUGGUCAGCGAACUGGCAAGACUUCGUUCCUACGUCUUCUCUUGGACACCAGUGAAAUCUCCUCAACGGCCACCAAGGACCAGCUCGCCUCCGUCGCAAAGUUCGUGCAGGGUUGCAGCGGUCAUACAUCCCACAUACGCACCGCAUCCAUCAAUAUCGACCAUGAUAUCGACCAAAAUAGCACACCUCAGGUCCUUACUCUCACGCUCGUGGAUACACCCUCUUUGACGUUCGAGGAUGAAGCUUCCACCGAGCGGGCUAUUCAUGAGAUACUCAGGCAUGUCGAAUCCAGAUUCGCCGAUGGCAUCGAGGAUGAGUGGAGAUCCACAGCGGGUGACAACAACAUCCAUUUGUGUAUAUAUUUCUUGGAUCCCGACGUGAUUGUUCCACCUUCGGUACCAGGACCUCCUGCUCCGCUGGUCACUCGUACUCGGGGUAGUAGCUUCUCCGUCACCGAGCCGGAGCCCGUCAUUCUCGAGCCCCCUGUCACCAACAAUCCACUCCUAUGCCGCCCUUCUCUUCCUCUUAGCGAAAUUAACACCAUCAGGCGGCUUUCUGCCAGAGUCAAUGUGCUGCCUGUGAUUGCUCGCGCAGAUACGCUUACCAACGACCGCCUUGCGGCCGUCAAAAUGGCUGUCCGCCGAGAUCUCGCGGAAGCCGGCAUUGGCUUUGGAAUCUUCGAUAUGGACUCUCAUGCGCAGUACCAGCACCGUAAAGACGCGGCUGAAUCUGCGCACCCUGUAAAGGGUGAAAUGGUGAAUGGCUACAGUGGCCAUGCGAAUAAGACUUCUCCGCAUGGACACCCUUCGCCUCCGAAUUCUCCAGCAGUGGCGUCUCUCAAACUCCCAUAUGCCCUUAUCUCACCCGAUAUCUACUCACAUAGUGAUGGCGUAGCGAGAGUACCCCUAUCACGUCAUGAGCUUGUACAGCAAUAUGCUCCUUUGGUUCUUCGUCACACUGCUUCUAAACUGACGCGUGGCAAAUUCAUCAGAAGUUAUCGGUGGGGAUCUAUGGACGUUCUAGAUCCUGUUCAUAGUGACUUCAUGCCGCUGCGCACUGCUAUAUUUCAUCACAUGGAGACGUUGCAGAAAUACACUCGAGAAUACCUUUUUGAAAAGUUUAGAAACGAAUACUUGCUCCAGCACCAUUCUGCUAACCAUCAGCUUCACCCUCAUGCAUUGCAACAAGCGGUCCCGCGUACUCCUGUGCCUCUUACGCAUGCUCCUCGCCCUGUUUUGACUAUCGAAACUCAGCCAGGUCAUGGCUCUGUCCGACAUCCCCCUCUUCCCAUGGCCCGCGACAUUCCUCCUGGGGCGGAUCUGCGUGGACCGCCACUUUCCCGUCCGAUGACGGAAGGUGCUUCUCAGCUUCAAGGCAAGACAGCGUCUGGGAGGUCCUCCAAGCAGAGAACUAAGAAGAUCACAGUGGCAUGCAACUUCUGUCGAUCCCGAAAACUCAAAUGCGAUGGGGGACGCCCUGCUUGUAGCCAAUGUGUCAAGCGGUCUAACCUUUGCGAUUAUAUGCCACAAACUAGUAAACGGCGCAAUCCUCACCGUCCACCUAAGGAGGAUAGUGAGUCCGAGAUGAGUGGCGAAGAUCGAUCCGCGGAAGACAAUGAUCCCUCGGUAUCCCCCGAGAUUGUUUCCCAGCCAUUAUCUCGCAGGAGUUCCAACGUCGUCGAUAAGCGGCCAAUAUUGGACGGCUUUCCUACCAUCGCUGGCCCAUCAGAGCCCCGCGAAGGUCUUCAUAGCAUGCCUCCUAGGCCUAAAUCUGGUGUAGCUACAGGAAGUUCGGGAACUUCCGACGGACGGACAUUGUUCAAGGACAAUGAGUUACCUCAUAUUGCCACUCUGUCGCUACCAGAGAACUCCCCUGCAGCUGCGAUGAGUGCUCCCCCGCUCCCACCAAUCAGACCAGCCUCAGAGCAACAGGCUGCUCAGCGAAAGCGUGCAUCCACUGUUCCUGGGAGGAGCAAUCGUCCCGCUGCUAGCACCGGUCCAAAAGUGGUGGCAUGCAACUUCUGUAGAGCGAGGAAGACGAAGUGCGACGGAGCACAUCCAGCCUGUUCCAGUUGUGCGCGAAGGUCCCUCCCAUGUAAUUAUAAUCACGAUUCCAGCACCAACGGCGUGAAUAAAAAGGGGACUCGACGUGCCUCGACCUCCAAGGCAAAUGCCCCCCUAGCACAUCUUUCUUCCGUGCAGUCACCUCCCGCCCACUCUCCCCCUUCGUCAACCGUUGUUGGCGACUCUCGUUAUUCCGCUGGAAAGUCCGCUGAAGAAAACCAUGGGGAGCCCAUGGAUGUCGAUCUGAAGAGAAAGAUGGACGACAUGGAGUCUUUGCAUAUUCAAAAGAGAAUGAGGGUGGAUGAAACCAGCGGGGACGUUAUACCCUGAGCACCCAUUCAUUGAUCAGCCUUCAUCAUCACUCCUCCCUGACUGAAUCAGGUGUAAACUGUAGAAUUAACUCGCAUAUGCACUGUCCCUUGGGAAGCUUGGAAACUGUCGUUGAACGUUAUGUUUUUUGGGUUAUCUCCAAGUGUUCUUGUCUUGUUUUGUGCAUGGACAGCGAUUGCACUGUAUUUUUUCUCCCUUGCUAUUCUUCUUUCAGGUGCCAAUGUUUUCUCUUCGAUAUAUAGCUAUCGUCGACCAUUGUAUGUAUGUCAAUUCAAGUUGGGAAAUCAAACUCAAAGUUUAUAUA